Emiliania huxleyi CCMP1516 is the source of this 1974-nucleotide messenger RNA. RefSeq lists its product as hypothetical. NCBI's taxonomy places the organism in Eukaryota, Haptophyta, Isochrysidales, Noelaerhabdaceae. Bases 1 to 1974 code for a protein of 657 amino acids. The transcript has 2 exons. The record is from RefSeq and is a predicted model, not a curated record.
AUGCGCGGCCCUCCUGUUGGCCGGCAGCUAGGUGCCCUCUUGCUCGUGCUCCUCUCCCAGACUGCCACGUCCCAGCUAGUCUGGCCAGUCGCGCCCUGGGACUGCACGAGGUACCCCUUCCCCAUCCAGAUCAUGAAGGGCGACGACGACGACAACUAUCGGACGAUGCAGCUCAACCUCGGCUCGGGCGACUUUGAGGAGAUAUGGCAGUGGCCUGCAAACACCGCACAACUACCGACGGCGAGGCUGAACGCGCAGGGCUACAACAUCAACGACAAUAUCGCGUACGGGCUCUUCUCGACCGAUCCGUCUUCGGAUCCAGGGUACUUUUGCCGCUUCUCCGACGUCCGCAGCUCGACGGAAUGUCUCUGCGAAGCUCGCGGGCCCGUGUCUGACGACUUCCCGCAGGGCGAAACUCCUUACUGGGGCAACGCGGCCACCAUCACGCGCAAUGGGACGUACUAUCUCGGCCAUGCAGGCGGCGAACAGAUCCAUAAAUUGCCAGCCGUCCACAGCCUCACCUCCCCAGGCGACAGCCUCGAGUACCAGACGACCGACUGCAACAUGACGCAAGUGUUACAAGGCAGGGGCAGCGGCACCAUAAAUGUCGAGAGCUGGAACCUGACCGCAGCAGACAUGUAUGACGCCUAUGGCCUCCCGAACAACUGCAAGGGCCAAUGUUACAUGGCGGUCUGGACCAACUCCACCGUAGACGGGGUGACCAAAAUGACAACGUGGACGCCCGGCGACCAGAAUUUUGCCGAUUUCAUCGACUUCGAGUACAGCAGCUCCACGUACCUGAUCGGUCUGGGAGCACGUGAUGCGAGCGUCUGGAUCAUCAAGCUCGACGGCGCCGGGGAUGUCGAAGGCUACUCAUACAGCCGCGUCGUAGUCGACUACACCGGGUCCACAAGCAGCAAACGCAACAUGAAUGGAUUCGGUGCUGGGUUUCGUUAUGGCGACCGGAUUUACGUGAGUGGGACGACCGCGGUGUCCCCAGCUCCCAUCCCCAUCACGCUCAAGUGGGUGGCAAAGGCCGUCGACGAAACCCAACUGAACGACGGCUUCAACUGCCCAAACGCCACUGAUCCCUUCACCGCACCCCGAUCGCCGCCGUCGCCGCCGCUGCUGCCGCCGCCGUCGCCAGUUGGGGCAAACGGCGAUCCCCACCUGGUGCUGGCUCACGGAGGCAAGGCGGACUUCCGCGGCACCGACAAGGGCAUCUACAACUUCCUCUCGGCCAAGAACCUCUCGCUCAACGUGAUGACAGAGUUGGCCGACUUUUACCUGCACGACACGGACCACCCUCGCCACAAGCUCGUGCACGGCUCCUUCCUCACGCAGGCGCACGUCGUUGCGCUGACCGGCGGCGGGCGCACUGUGCGCGCUUCGUACUGGGCGAGCAAGAUCGGGCCGCUCAACAUCGGGUGGAUCAACGCGACCAUCGACAACCAGCAGGCAUUCUCGCUCGGGCCGCACACGACCAAGGUGGUCGACGACGUCUCGCUGCACAUGGACUACUCCUCGCUGCAUGUCACCACUGGCGAGUGGGAGCUGGCGGUCAUGCCGCAGGCUGUCCAACGCUCGGUGGCGGGGCCCGCGCGGCGCAUCGAUGUGCAGAUGACACCGCGCGUCGCCGAAUCCAAGUUCUCCGUGCCGCCCCACGGCGUGAUUGGCCAGUCGUGGGACGGCGACAACAAGGCCGUCUUCGGUGAGGAGGACGAGUUCCCUGUGCGCGGCGAGUACACGACGAGCGCGAUGGCCGAGGGGGCUGUCGAGGGCGUGCCGACCGACUACCUGAUGUCCUCACCCUACGCCACGGACUUCAAGUAUUCGCGCUUUGGACUCGACCAUGCCUCCCCGCGCGACGUGUCCAAGCUGACCGGCCGCGUCGGGGCAGCUGUGCCUCUGGCUGGUAACGGUGCCGGCGUCAUGGAGAAGGAGAUGGAGCUGUUGGCAGGGCAGGUUGCCUGA